Molecule: messenger RNA, 1511 nt
Organism: Ipomoea nil (Japanese morning glory)
Lineage: Eukaryota; Viridiplantae; Streptophyta; Magnoliopsida; Solanales; Convolvulaceae
Product: probable WRKY transcription factor 9
Exons: 5
Coding region: 58-1431 (457 amino acids)
Biological process (GO): regulation of DNA-templated transcription
Molecular function (GO): DNA-binding transcription factor activity; sequence-specific DNA binding
Source: RefSeq, a predicted model, not a curated record
UUAUUCCUCAUAUAUCAUCACCUUGAUAGCUAGCUCCAACAACUGCAGAUUCCUAAGAUGAACACCUGCAACAACAACAACAACGAAAGCUCUCAUCACGACCAUAUGGAUAUCGAUUUGUCCUUGAAGCUCAACGAAUCUCCUCAAGAUUCCCCGCAGCCUGUCGGAAAAUCAUCAUCAUCACAAGCAAACAAAGGAGAUUCGCCGCCGUCGCCCAAAAAUUCCAAGACAGAAGAAGAGAUAACAGUGCUGCAAUCGGAAAUGAAACGCAUGAAAGAGGAGAACAAGGUGUUGAGGGAGGCAGUGGAGCACACAAUGAAAGAUUUCCUCGAUCUGCAGACCAAACUUGCAAUAUUUGUCCACCAAAACGAUCACAAAAAGGACGCUAGCAAUUUUCUUUGGGUGAAUAAUGGGGAAGAAGAGAAGAUUAGUCAAGAGGUGAACAGGACAUCAUCAUCGUCAUCGCCAACCGCACAGCUGGAACAUGAUAAUAAUAAUAAUAGUUUUAGUGAUACUGAAUUAGGGUUGUCUCUCACGCUGCAAACCGCCGCCGCAGAUGAUCAUGAGAAAGGAAGAGAUCAGAAGAGUCCGGCAUCGCCGCCGCCGUCGAUACACGGUAAUAUUCACCAUGGAAGCAGCAGCUUUGCUGCAGGGCUUAGUGCCAAGAAUAUUCCCCCCAUUUCUCAGCACAACGUCAGAAAACCUAGGGUUUCGGUCCGGGCUCGCUGUGAAUCUGCCACCAUGAAUGAUGGUUGUCAAUGGAGAAAAUAUGGCCAAAAGAUUGCUAAAGGAAAUCCUUGUCCAAGAGCCUAUUAUCGGUGCACGGUAGCUCCGGGAUGCCCUGUAAGGAAGCAGGUUCAAAGAUGCAUAGAAGACAUGUCUAUAUUAAUCACAACCUACGAAGGAACACACAACCAUCCCCUUCCGGUGGGUGCAACCGCCAUGGCAGCAUCAACAGCUUCAACAGCAGCCCCCUUCAUGUUUCUGGAUUCUCCCAACAACAUCGGAAUUAUUCCCCAAAACCAACCGUUUCUCAACGCCCCAAACUACCACCACAACAUCAUCCCAACCCUAGUCAGAAACAUAAACCCUAAUUCCGCCAUGGCAGCUACUUUCCACCAUGAUCCUGCAGCUUCUUCCAAAUUAGGGCUCGUUCUUGACCUCACCAAAGAUGGCGUUUCCUCUUCUGCUAGCUCCUCCUCAACCUCAUUGCCCAAACUGCAGGGACAAAUGGGUCAAUAUUCGUCUUGGAUGAUGCAAAGACUAGCAAGCAAUUUUGAUGGCGGCCAUCUUCAAUCUGGGAACGCCGCAGAGAAUGAUAAACAGAAACUAGUUGAAAAUGUGACCGCCAUUGCCGCUGAUCCUAAGUUUAGGAAUGCUGUCGCCGCUGCCAUUUCAUCAUUCAUUAAUAAAGAUAAGCCGCCAUCCUAGUUAACUAAUAUCUAGCAGAUGAUUAAGUUAGCAUUAUCGAUGUCUUUUGUACCGGGUACAAUUAUGUAUGCUUUUAAGGU